Molecule: messenger RNA, 2071 nt
Organism: Solanum pennellii
Lineage: Eukaryota; Viridiplantae; Streptophyta; Magnoliopsida; Solanales; Solanaceae
Product: putative receptor-like protein kinase At3g47110
Biological process (GO): protein phosphorylation
Molecular function (GO): ATP binding; protein binding; protein kinase activity
Source: RefSeq, a predicted model, not a curated record
AUGCUUGGCAUCCAAGGAACACUUAUCAAUGGUAGCAUUCCUGAUUCUAUUGGAAUGUUAUCAAACUUGAAAAAUCUGCACAUGGAAUCGAAUCAGUUGACAGGAAAUAUCCCGUCUUCCUUAGGAAACAUUAGAGGAUUGCUGUACAUUUAUUUGCAAGAUAAUAGCUUAGAGGGAACCAUACCUUCAAGUUUAGGAAAUUGUACAUCUCUCCAAACCUUAGACAUCGCUCAGAAUAAACUCAGUGGUAGUAUACCCAAGCAAGUAGUUGCACUCUCCUCCCUUUCGGUACUCCUUAAUAUGUCUUACAACUCUUUGAGUGGUCCCUUGCCUGUUGAAAUAGGUAACCUGACCAAUCUUGCUGCCCUUGAUAUAUCGAACAACAAACUGUCUGGUGAAAUUCCACACUCACUAGAGAGUUGUUCAUCCCUUGAAAUACUCUACCUGCAAGGAAACUUCUUUGAAGGAACAAUUCCUCCUCUGGAUGAUUUGAAAAACAUUCAGUAUCUUGAUCUUUCACGUAAUAACUUGUCAGGCAACAUUCUUAGGAGCAUCUACAAGCAUGUUUCAUUACAGAACCUCAACUUGUCGUUUAACCACCUUGAUGGAGAGGUGCCAGUUCAAGGUGUUUUUGCUGAUGCAAGUAGAAUUCAAGUAAUGGGAAAUAUGAAUCUUUGUGGGGGAAUUGAAGAGCUGCAUUUGCAUCCAUGUCUCAAGCAUGCAAAUAAAAGACCUAAGAAGCACAUUGCUCUCAUUUUGUUGCUGGCACUGGGUACCAGUGCUGCAUGUUUAACUUUGUUGCUGCUAGUUUCAUAUUGCUGUGUGAAAAAGGGAAAGCAUAGGCCUAGAACAGCAUCUUCAUUCAGGAAAGGAUACACCCAAGUUUCCUAUGAAGAUCUCUUAAAUGCAACUGGUGGGUUCUCUUCAAAUAACUUGAUAGGAUCAGGAAGCUUUGGCUCCGUUUACAGAGGAAAUCUUUCUCCAGAAGGAACAAUUAUUGCAGUAAAGGUACUAAAACUUGAAAAAAAGGGUGCUUCGAAAAGCUUUUUGGCUGAAUGUGAAGCCUUGAGGAACAUAAGGCACCGGAACCUGGUGAAGAUCUCAACUGUUUGCUCAAGUGUUGAUUUUGAUGGCAAUGAUUUCAAAGCUCUCAUUUAUCCAUUUAUGGAAAAUGGGAGCCUAGAAGAGUGGUUGCACCCGAAGGAGGGACAGAUGCUGCAGAAGAGAUUGAGUAUCUUACAAAGACUAAACAUCACAAUAGAUGUGGCUUCAGCAUUGCAUUAUCUUCACAGUCAAUGUCAUACAUCUAUAGUUCACUGUGAUCUUAAGCCAAGCAACAUUCUACUGGAUAAUGAUCUGACUGCUCUUGUUAGCGACUUUGGUUUGGCAAAGUUCCUGUCUGACGCGGGUCAAAAUGCUGAUGUAAAUCAGUUCAGCUCAAGUGGGAUUAAAGGCACAGUAGGUUAUGCUGCUCCAGAAUAUGGCAUGGGUGGCCAGGUAUCAAGUCAAGGAGAUGUCUAUAGCUUUGGGAUUCUUCUAUUAGAGUUUUCACUGGACGAAGACCAACCAGUGAACUAUUUGAGGACAAUGAAACUCUUCACAGUUUUGUUAAGCAGGCAUUGCCCCGUCAAGUGAUGGCUGUUGUGGAUCAAUCUACUUUCUACGAGACAGAGCCAGGGGAUCUGAAAGAUAUAUUCAGCUGCAGAAGUGACUUUACAGAUGAAUUUGUUGAAUGCUUAGUUUCUAUUCUUACUGCUGGAGUUGCUUGUUCAGAGGAAACUCCACAAGCCAGAAUAAACAUGGGUCAACUUAUUUUCGAUCUCAUUUCCAUCAGAAACAAAUUGAACAGAAUUUUAGUUCAUUCAGAGAAAGUGAAGAUCUCAAGAAAAGGUGAAUCAUAAUAUAGUUAGGGUUCACCUAUGCUAAUAGCUUUGCCUUCAUUGGUACUUUUCUUUUCUUGUUUCUCUUUGCGUCAACAUGAAUGUCAUGUUACUCAGAAAAGUUAAGAAUUACCCAUGUUUGACGUUUUUUUGGUAUUAAGCUAAAAAAACAAAAAACCUUGAUGGCUUUA